GUUCCCGUCACAUGACCCAGCCUACCUUGUCAGCUGUUCCGCCAACAGUACGGAGAGGUCGCACAGAGCUGUACCGGGAUACGGGUUCUAACCAUCCUGACGGUGACCCGGUGGCGUGGGUUAGGAUUUUUCUGUCGGUUGGGUCUCCUUCCCCCUGCGUUAUCUAGACACAGCCCAGAAGAACCCGCUUGCUUGCUGUUACAGAGAAGAAAAAGAUGGAUAUUCGAGGCGCUGUCGAUGCUGCAGUUCCAACGAACAUUAUCGCAGCUAAGGCUGCAGAAGUUCGUGCCAACAAAGUGAACUGGCAGUCAUAUCUGCAAGGUCAGAUGAUUUCUGGAGAAGAUUGCGAGUUCAUCCAAAGGUUUGAGAAGUCCCGUCCUGAGGAGAAGCAGACAAUACUAACCAAUGAGGGAAAUCAGUGCGCUAAAACUUUUAUCAACUUGAUGACUCAUAUUUCCAAGGAACAAACAGUGCAGUACAUUUUAACUAUGGUGGAUGAUAUGCUUCAGGAGAAUCACCAGCGCGUCAGUAUAUUUUUUGACUAUGCUCGCCGUGGGAAGAACACUGCAUGGUCUUACUUUCUACCAAUGCUGAAUCGCCAAGACCUCUUCACUGUGCACAUGGCUGCACGCAUAAUUGCGAAAUUGGCUGCUUGGGGGAGAGAAUUGAUGGAAGGCAGUGAUUUGAAUUACUACUUCAAUUGGAUUAAAACCCAGCUAAGCUCACAGAAAUUACGGGGAAGUGGCAGCGCAGUGGAAACAGGAACUGUCUCGCCCAGCGACAGCUCGCAGUAUGUACAGUGUGUUGCUGGAUGCCUGCAGCUGAUGCUUAGGGUUAAUGAAUAUCGCUUUGCGUGGGUUGAAGCAGAUGGUGUCAACUGUAUCAUGGCAGUCCUGAGUAACAAAUGCGGAUUUCAGCUUCAAUAUCAAAUGAUCUUUUCACUCUGGCUUCUCGCGUUCAGCCCGCAAAUGUGCGAGUAUCUUCGACGAUACAACAUCGUGCCGGUUCUGUCAGACAUCCUCCAGGAAUCUGUCAAAGAGAAAGUGACAAGAAUCAUUCUAGCAGCUUUCAAAAACCUAUUCGAAAAAUCCACUGAAAGAGAGACCCGCCAGGAGUAUGCACUCGCCAUGAUUCAGUGCAAAGUGCUGAAACAGCUGGAGAACCUGGAACAGCAGAAGUAUGAUGAUGAAGAUAUUGUCGAAGAUAUCAAAUUCCUUUUGGAAAAACUUGGAGAAAGUGUCCAGGAUUUGAGCUCAUUUGAUGAGUACAGUUCCGAGUUGAAAUCAGGAAGAUUGGAAUGGAGCCCAGUACACAAAUCAGAGAAAUUUUGGAGAGAGAAUGCUGGAAGAUUGAAUGAGAAAAACUAUGAACUCUUGAAAAUUUUAACUAAACUUCUGGAAGUUUCUGAUGACCCCCAAGUUCUGGCAGUAUCAGCACAUGAUAUAGGGGAAUAUGUACGCCAUUACCCCAGAGGAAAGAGGGUGAUUGAGCAGUUGGGUGGCAAGCAGCUGGUAAUGAACCACAUGCAUCAUGAAGACCAACAAGUCCGUUACAAUGCAUUGCUCGCUGUGCAGAAACUCAUGGUGCAUAACUGGGAAUAUCUUGGAAAGCAGCUUCAGUCAGAACAGCCCCCUGCAGUGACCGCCAGAAGUUAAAUGCCUCACUAAUCUGGAGACUGAGCAAGUUGCUUGUACAUGUCACAUUUAUUCAUUUAAAUACUUGUCAUAUAUAUAUAUAUGUUCUGUUAAAAUCUACCAUAGGUAGUAUGGUACUGUGAACAGGAGCAAUUACAAAAUAAAAAUGACUGGAACAGCUAUUUUUCUGUCACCCAUCCCAGCUUUUGCCUCGGUGUAACAAACCCUAAAUGAUCCCUAUCCUCUGCCUAUCCCAGAAGACAAGUGUUCUAUUGUAUUAGAAAUGGCUACUGUGUGUUAAGUUCAUUAUUACAUUAGGAGGCUAGAAAUUAAAUAGAUUUACCAAAUCUAAAGUAAUUAAAAGUGCAGUAGCCUGAUUAUUUAUUGUUGUCUGAUGAUCUGAAUUAAAUACAUACAUUCCAUU
Spea bombifrons (plains spadefoot toad) is the source of this 2058-nucleotide messenger RNA. It is a transcript of the gene ATP6V1H, whose product is annotated as ATPase H+ transporting V1 subunit H. Gene Ontology annotation, molecular function: proton-transporting ATPase activity, rotational mechanism. The record is from RefSeq and is a predicted model, not a curated record. Bases 216 to 1655 code for a protein of 479 amino acids. Gene Ontology annotation, cellular component: vacuolar proton-transporting V-type ATPase, V1 domain; lysosomal membrane. Gene Ontology annotation, biological process: proton transmembrane transport. The transcript is spliced from 15 exons. Lineage: Eukaryota; Metazoa; Chordata; Amphibia; Anura; Pelobatidae.